AUGACAUCUCAACAGUUCAAAUGUGCAAUAUGUACUAAAGACAUUCCCUGCUCGGUUAAAUCUAAAGUUAUUGCGAAUAAAAUCUAUUGCAGUAAUUGCAUCGUAUCAUCGAAUUCUAACAACAAAAUAUCAUUAAAACCACAAAAUACAGCUGCAUCCAGUAACAACCCAUAUCGCGAAGAAAUGGAUGGAAAGCAACCAUCAUACAUUGUGAACGAAUCAGGCAUAAUUAAAAAUGGACACGCACCUACACUUGUUACUGAUCAUCCUAAUUCUGUUGAGUAUGUAGAACCUGAUGUACAUUCCAUAAUUGCAGAGGUCGAUGCUGAGAAUCCAACGGUCGAUAACAUAUUUCAUGAUUUGAGCAAAGAUAUGAAUAUUGUUGUAUGUGGUCCACCAAGGGCUGGAAAAAGCACAUUAAUUAAUGCCAUAUGCGGACGAGAAGUUCCAGCAAGUUCAUUCGUAAGAGUUGAACAUCUACAGUGGCUUCUACGUUUAUGCAUGGAAAAGCAUAUAUUUUGUGCUCUGGUUUGUACAUACAUGUACGCAGGUGACUUAAGUAGUCGAAAAGCUGUUUUAGAUAACUAUGAUAGACCAUUAUCAAGAUAUAUUACUGAUUCACCAAGAGAAGACAACGGCGUAAAGUUUUAUGGUAACAUUGGUUUGACUAUUGCUGUCAAUAGCCAACCAUUUUAA
Messenger RNA from Adineta ricciae, 696 nucleotides. NCBI's taxonomy places the organism in Eukaryota, Metazoa, Rotifera, Eurotatoria, Adinetida, Adinetidae. The record is from the annotation of a GenBank genome assembly.